Molecule: messenger RNA, 1860 nt
Organism: Toxotes jaculatrix (banded archerfish)
Lineage: Eukaryota; Metazoa; Chordata; Actinopteri; Toxotidae
Product: proline/arginine-rich end leucine-rich repeat protein
Exons: 7
Coding region: 88-1227 (379 amino acids)
Molecular function (GO): protein binding
Source: RefSeq, a predicted model, not a curated record
GAUAGGACAAGAGUGAGAGAGGCAGAGAGACGAAAAGACACAAAACUUGUGACUUGACAAAAGAGGGCAGGUACCAGAGGCAGGACGAUGAAGGCCGGCGCAGGACUCUUCUCUGCAUUGGCUCUGUUCCUCCUGAUGGGGGCAGUGUUCACUCAGAGACUUCGGCCAAAGAAGCCCACAAGGCGCCCAGCCACCACCAGGAAGCCUUCUGUCCCCAAGCCUGCUGUACCGGCACAGCCAGAGCCCCAGGAGCCCACAGACUUUCCCCCACCCAUCCUGGGCCCACCCUCCAGCUUUGCUGACUGCCCACGAGAGUGUUUAUGCUCCCCAAACUAUCCGGACUCUCUCAACUGUGAGAACCGGAACAUCCGUGUGAUCCCUGUCAUCCCACCCAGAACCCACUACUUGUACCUGCAGAACAACUACAUCUCAGAAGUGACAGCAGAGCCAUUUGUCAACGCCACUGACGUCCGUUGGGUCAACUUGGCAAACAAUCGCAUUCAUCGAAUAGACAAACAGGUAUUUGAGAAGAUCCCGGCCCUGCUCUUUCUCUAUGUGCACCGUAACCAGCUAAAAGAGGUCCCUUCAGGUCUCCCAGCAAGCCUAGAACAGCUCCGCCUUGGUAGGAAUCGUAUUUCCAAGAUCCCUGCUGGUGCCUUCAGUAAGAUGGGGAAUCUGACUCUGCUUGACCUGUACCACAACCAGCUGAGUGACAGUGGCCUGGGAAGGAACACAUUCAAGGGCCUGAACAACCUCAUGCAGCUCAACCUGGCUCACAAUGUCCUGAAAAAGAUGCCUGAGGGCAUACCUAGUAGCCUCAUUCAGCUUUUCCUGGACAAGAACCGUAUAGAUGACAUCCCAAGAGACUACUUCAAAGCCUUCACUCACCUGGCGUUUGUGAGGUUGAACUACAACCAGCUGAGUGAUAAAGGAGUUCCCAAGGCUGUGUUCAACAUUUCCACCCUGCUGGACCUGCAGCUGGCCCACAACCAGCUGGCCUCUAUUCCUCUCUUCAACGGUCACCUGGAGCACCUGCAUCUCAACCACAACAGCAUCGAGAGCAUCAAUGGCACACUGAUGUGCCCUUACAGCCUGCAGGCUGAACUGAGCGAUCACAGCCAGGUGCCCAGACUAAGGUACCUGCGUUUGGAUGGAAAUCACCUGAACCCCCCCAUCCCUCUGGAUGUCAUCAUGUGCUUCAGACACCUCCACUCUAUUGUCAUUUAGGAGAAAUGUGCCUCAUGGCUUGGGGGCAUGCACACACAUGUAAACCACACACAUGCACAUACUGUAUACACACACAAAGACACACAGAGUCACUGUGCGCAAAGUGAAAUCAAGGCAAAACAGGCUCAGUGAAGCAGCACAAGGUGUAUCCACCGUAUAUACUGUGGAAAUGUGUUAUUGAAAGAGGGGCUCCAGAAAAAAUAAAAAACAACUGUAAAUCUUUGAUUUAGGGAUAGUGGAUAUGCUGACAUUUAGGGUUAGGUUUUUGUAGGAGUAACAGUUUAUCCAUCAUUUUUUGUUUAUAAAAAAAAACUAGAUUGAGUAAAGCCUGAAAAUACAGGUACAUUGACAGACGCUACAGAUGUGGAAGGUAGUUAUUUUCACUCGCAGAUGUGAUCAGAGUAGAGCUGCCACCAUUACGAACAAACAGACCUGCAGUGGAUGUCAGAAGAACCAGUUUAAAACAUAACUACCAUGUAGUUGAAACUGUCCCAAAUGUGCCUGUGAUUUUCAAGGUACUCCAUGUAAAAAUGUCAUUUUAUUCUUUUUAUUCUAAGUCUUCUGUAUAUUAUUCUUCUGUAUAAAGAAGCUUUGUACAAAUAAUGGAAAAUAAAACUUUUUCUCUGAUCCUAA